UCUAUUUAUUUUUGUUCGCUUACUCAGUUCCAAGCCAACUCUCGAACGAGCAAAUAGAGAAACACGUAAAUCUGUUAAAUUGAUAGGGACUGAAGGAAUUACGUGUCCCAAAAAUAAACGCUGAUCUGGAGUGUGAUUAAAAGAAGAUUUUUAUAAAUAAAUUGCAUCGGAAAAACACAAGACUGGAGAAAAUCAUGCGAAUAAUUUUUUUAUUAAUAAAUAUCGUAGGUUUUUAUUUGAUUUCGGCAGAGACGCCGGAGGAGAAGGAAGGCGUGAAGUAUGCUGAUCGAUGCGAAGCGUGCAAAAUCCUCGCGAUAGAACUCGAUAAUCGGCUCGCCGAAACUGGCAAGUCUCACGAUGUUCUCGAAAUUGGGUACAAUCGACUCGACGAUAACGCCCCGAAAAAACGCAAAGAAUAUCGUAAGAGCGAGUUGCGUCUCGAAGAAUCUUUGGAAGACCUUUGUGAACGAGUUCUCGAGUAUAAUCUCCAUAAAGAGCGGAAAGACAGCACGAGAUUCGCUAAAGGCAUGUCUCAAACAUUCCAAACACUCCACGGACUCGUCGAUAAAGGCGUAAAAGUCGAAUUGGGCAUCCCGUUGGAGUUAUGGGACAAACCAUCAGCCGAAGUCACACAAUUAAAAACGCAGUGCGAGACGUUGUUGGAGCAGUAUGAAGAGGAAAUCUCAACUUGGUACUUUGAGGAGCAAGGAACGACGCCGCUUAUCAAAUAUUUGUGCGAAGAUGUCGUCCUGAAAGGCAAAGACACGAGUUGCUUGUACGAAGUAUUCAACCCAGAGGAAAAAGAAAAGGAGAAAAAGAAGCCAAAGAAAGAAAAAAAGGAAUUAUGAACAAAAUUCACGAACAAAUAUUGAAACAGUUCCAUUAAAUUUUAAGAAUUUUACAAAUUUUAGGUAAAUUUUUCUAAAUAAAAACAUUCCCGUAAAAAAAUUUUUUGAAUAAAACUCAUUAUGAAACAUCACGCCGCUAUGUGAAUGACCGGAAAUCAUCAAAAAAUAAUUUUUUAU
Molecule: messenger RNA, 1025 nt
Organism: Culicoides brevitarsis
Lineage: Eukaryota; Metazoa; Arthropoda; Insecta; Diptera; Ceratopogonidae
Gene: CNPYb
Product: protein canopy homolog 4
Exons: 3
Coding region: 195-848 (217 amino acids)
Source: RefSeq, a predicted model, not a curated record